Mytilus trossulus (common blue mussel) is the source of this 2454-nucleotide messenger RNA. RefSeq names its product probable serine/threonine-protein kinase roco6. The coding region runs from base 1 to 2454 and encodes 817 amino acids. The transcript is spliced from 5 exons. The record is from RefSeq and is a predicted model, not a curated record. Lineage: Eukaryota; Metazoa; Mollusca; Bivalvia; Mytilida; Mytilidae.
AUGGCAUCGAAAGGCAAAGGACUGAGGACAAUUAUAUUUGAAACAUCCGAGGAAUUUGAAUUCGCUACGUACAAAUGUAAGGCUAGUAACAUUAUUGGUGCCGUGGAAAGUCCACCUGUACAGCUGCACGAAAAAGAAAAUGACGAGCCUCUACCGCCAUCAACUAAAUCGUCAUCAACAAAUGACAAUAUACGUACGGAUAUACAUGAACUUUUUCAAAAGGAAGAGUGUGGGAAACAUUAUUUUGCAAGGGUUAUUUUUAUUGGUAAAAAUGGAGUUGGGAAAACCAGUUUAAUGCGUAGAUUACUGUGGGGUACAAAGGACCAGUCAUCCUCUACCCAAAGUACAGACGGUAUCGAUAUUAAGAAAUGCAAUAUUAAUAUUAAAGAUGGAAACUGGAGCCCAUGCAAUAAGAUAGAUCAUGAUCUAGCAAGAUUGAUUCAACAGGUGUAUUCAGAGAAGAAAGAUAAUAAAAACGAAGCACUCGAACAAAAUAUUGAAUACAGCUCUUUUGAUGAAGGGAAUUCAAGCUACACUUCAGACGACUCAAAAACUGGCUGCAAACAAGCAUUCGUUCUAAAUGGGAAAAGUACUCAUGAGCAUCAAAUUGAAGUGAAUAACCAGUCAAGUCAUGAUAUAAAAGUUCAAGUAGAAGUUUAUGAGAGCAAAUUUAACAAUGGAACUAGCAAUAUGACAGAAGAUAGCUCCGAUAUUGAUGACACAUAUGUGAAAGAAAUACAGAAGGAAACUACAAAUUAUAUUAUCGACGACAGUGACGAAAACGUUAAAACGAUGAAGAGCGAACCAAGUCAAGAUAAAGGGAAAAUAAAUCAAUUUAGAAGGUUUGAAGGCAAUUUCACGAAAAGCAAUGAAGUGGAAAAUGAAAGUAUUAUACAAGAUGAUGAGAAUAUUGUUCAAAUGACUAAUUCCAUCAUACAAUCAUGUUCUCAUCGGAAUGCAAAUGAUUCGCAUGAUAUGUCGGCGUUCUGUUCACUUUGGGAUUUUGCUGGUCAGAAAGAUUUUUAUGCUACACACCAAGUAUUUCUAUCAAAGUGUGCAGUUUUUCUACUAGUAACAGAUAGUUUAGAGUCAAGUUGUGCUGAAAAAUUAUGGAUUGAUUUCCAAGACACAGCACAGUAUGUCAGUUUUUGGUUUGACGCUAUUCAUUGUUACUGUUCAACUACGAAGGAAAAUAGAAAAUUAGAUCCUCCAAUAAUAGUUGUAUGUACAAAUGAAGACAAAAUAAAGGACCCAAACAAACGUGUGAAGCGUCAAAACAAAUUCAAAAAUAACGUAAUCAAGAUUCUGAAACAACAUCAAAGAGAACAUUUGAGAAACAUUCAUUUUGUUUCAAAUACUGAAGAUGACGACUUUGUGUUUGAAGAGAUACGAAAGGAAAUAUCGAGCCAUGCUAUGACUAUGAAAGAUUGGGGUAGAGACUGUCCACUUAAAUGGCUUUUAUUUCAACAAGUUAUAGCCAGGUUGAAAGACAGUGAAGUGCCAAUUGCUACAACUACGAAAUUACUUACAAUUGCAAAACAUGACAGCAUUGGCAUACACAAUGAUGAAGAAUUUAAACGAUGCUUGCAAUACUUUAAUGACAUCGGAACAGUUAUUUACUUUGAUGAGGAAAAUUUAAAAGAUCAUGUCAUUUUGGACUCAAAAUGGUUGAUUGAUGCUUUCAGAUGUCUUGUAUCUGAUAAAAUAGAAUUUUCUAUCGAAAUUUCAAAUGACUGGCAAACACUAAAAGAAACUGGAGAACUGACUUCCGAACUAAUAUAUCUUUUGUUCAAGAAAGAACCAAAAUUGAAGUUUUUGGAGAACAAACAACAUUUACUUGAAGUUAUGAAACGAUUCGAUAUAAUUGUGAAGCUGUUAGAUUCGAAUGCAUUAUACAUGCCAUGCAUGAUGGACUCCUGCUCAUUUAACAAAGUUAAGAAAAGGUUAAUGAACAAACAUCAAACCGUGAACAUUACUAGUUGGUUAUGUUUAGAGUUUGAGUUUCUUCCCCCAGCUUUUUUCAAUCACAUUAUUGCAUGGUACAUCAAGAAAUAUCCUGUGAGUGCUAUAUUCGAAAAGGGAACUCGUACCAACAGGAAAGCACUUUAUCGUCAGAUUGGUGUAUUUGAUUUAGAUCAUUCCCGUUGUCAACAACUAGUUGUUUGUGAAGGACCAAAUGUCAUUGCCCUUCAGGUAUGGGAUACACGAAUGUCCGGUCAACCAUUUGGAGAUUUGGUAACACGCCUAUUUGAAUUCAUUAAAACAAUUGAAAAUAGAUACAGUCUGAAGAUAUCAUACGAAACAUCAUUCAAAUGUGGCAAUGGGGACUUCAAUACAAAUAGGAGGAGAAUGAAUACGUUAGUCACUAAAGAUUAUCGGUGUUUGGAGCAUGCAACAAAUCACGUAUGUGCCGAUUUAGUACAGCCCUGGGGAUUGAUGAAUAAAUUACAGUAA